CCAGAAUAUUAAACAGAAUUCAACAGGCAAGGAUAUAUAUAACCGUCUGAAGUUAAAUUAACCAUAAAUCUACGGAUGCUUCUCUUAAAAUCCCGUCCUUGUCUUAUCGGUUAUCGGCUUAACAUUAUGAACCGACACCAACCGAUGCACGUCAUUCCUCGGCUUGCAAUGCCGCCGUGUCUAAGAUACCUUAAUAUACAAGGCUUCAACUUCCCACCACCAAUAUCGACUCAACGAUCACCAAUUGAUCUGCUCAAAAUGGCCCCUCGUCUCUCUCAACCCGUAGUGACCCUUCGUCUUCUCAGGCGUUACUACUCCUCUGCCACCGAACCUCUCAUCCGCGUAACGAACCUCCCCGCGCCAAACACCGGCCAUAUUCGUAUUCUUGAGCUUAACCGCCCGUCUGCGCGAAAUGCCAUUUCGAAGGCUCUUCUAGCGAACCUUCGCGCCGAGAUCGAUGCUGUGCAUAUUCAAUAUGGGCCCAAUGGCGAAGAACUGCCACUGCAGAAGCGUUUCGGUGGUGCAGCUGGUGUAGAUGAGAAGGGUCCUACGAGAGCUGUUGUGCUGGCUAGUGCUGUUGAUACAUCGUUUUGCGCUGGCGCGGACCUCAAGGAGCGUAAGGGGAUGAGUCAGGGAGAAACUGCUGAAUUUCUUACAAAUCUCCGCAACACCCUCACAUCUCUAUCCAACCUCCCCAUCCCUACCAUCUCGGCCAUCUCCUCAGUCGCACUAGGUGGCGGUCUUGAGCUCGCUCUCUCCACACACUUUCGCGUUCUCAGUUCCAAUGCAACAGUCGGUCUUCCUGAAACCCGUCUAGGCAUCAUCCCGGGCGCCGGCGGCACCCACCGUCUUCCCGCUCUUAUCGGCCUCUCCCGCGCCCGCGAUCUGAUCCUGACCGGCCGUCGCGUUGGAGCUCCUGAGGCAUACUUUCUAGGUAUUGCUGAUCGCCUUGUUGAGAUUGUGCCUGAGGAUGAGCGUGAUGGCUCAGAUGUUCUUGGCGAGGCCAGAAAAGCAGCGUUGAGUGAAGCUGUGAGACUUGCGCAGGAGAUUUGCGAAGGAGGACCGAUCGGUGUAAGGGCUGCUCUUCAGGCUGUUGCCUGGGCAAGGGAAGAGGUUGAGAACAAGAUGUAUGAGCGAGUCGUCAAUACCGAGGAUAGAAACGAAGCUCUCAAGGCUUUCCAGGAGAAGAGGAAGCCUAUUUUCACUGGCCGAUAAGGCAUAUUGAAGAGCUUGAGAGUCAAUAUCAAAACACGAGCAAUGUGGACAGUAUGAGUUUGUAUGAACAGUUGACAAAUUGGCCAUUAGAAACAGAUGGAGCCAACUUCAAGUUUUCUUUUUGCAACUCAUGACACAGUAUACAACGCCGUGUCUGCUAUUCUUUCUGUAUCUAUCUGAUCCUCUGGGUAUGCCAUCACCAAAAAAAUCCCACCCCAAAAACCUGUUAGUUGCAUGAACUCCGUUGAAUGGUUCUUUGGCUCAAUCGCGGGUUUAUCCCUUUCUACUACCUCUAUCCUUCUCACACCACGGAUUACGAUUUCUUUGUCUCUUCGUCCUCGGUAGCCUUCUUAAGCUUUUCUCUGGGCUUUGCUGCUUCGAUAAUGUGAUGUACCAUGCCGCGGGGCCAACGGUGCCGCCUGGCGUCAGCCGGAGGAUUUGUCUGAGGUUUCACCUUCAACUUAAUCCGUUUCUUAACCGCUCUGAUAGCGCGAUCGGGGUUUUCAAGCUCAGAUCUUUUGCACUCUUGAGCUAUUGUGUCACAGUCCUCAGGGGUUAAUUUUACAUGUAUCACAGGUUCUGUUUCGGGGUCAUCCAGAAAUUGCUUCUCAGAGGCAUGGAGCAAUUUUGGGGGUUCUGAUGUCCGAUCAUCAUUCUUGACAAGCUUCGGUCGUUUUGUGGGUGAUGUCGGAGCUUCAUACACAUCCGCUUCUGUAGAAGCACUAGCAUCAUCUUCGUCUGACAAAGAAAAUCGUUUAGCUGGGUUUUGAGCGCUUUGGAUUCCAGAGGCCACCGCCGCAUCCGUUUUAGCUGGGGAUGGCUGUUUGGACUGAACAGACGCUUGACCUUUUCUAGCCGACAAUCGAGAAGGUUCCUAGUCACUGUUUUGCUCCGAGUAUGCGGGCGGAAGCUCCUGAGAAGACUCUGAGGUCUUUAGCGGUUCGCUGUUGGUGACCGUGAUAUCUCCAUCGGCGUCAAGGUUUUCGAACGAGGUAUCUGAUGGUGGUGCUGGUCUUCGACGCCGAGGUACGUCGACGUAAGUCUCUUUAUCUUCAUCGCGGACGUAGCAAAGAAAGUAUGGCUCUCCACUGGUGCUCAAUGUGUUCAAAACUUCAUCCGUGCUGCGUCUGACCUCGACGUUGGAAUCAUUGUAUUUGCGCCAAACAUCCUGUUCAAAAUCGUAAAUCCAUACCCAAUAGUGACCAGACAUCAGCUGGCCACGAUGGCAUAUGACUGCAUGGAGCCGAUAUGGAUUGCUCUUCAACUUGGAGUAGUAGUUUUCCAGGGCUUCCUCCUUGUCUCUGAGCUCGGAAUCCAUCUUCUCCCGAAUGGCGGUUUCGGUGUCUUUGAUGUCUUUUGGCCUGGAAGGUAGACCAGCCGAGGUCACUGAGUUUACGCUGGGUCGGCCAACAAGAAGAUAGUCGUCAUCGACCGUACCAUCGAAACUCCAGUCCUCUUCCACGAUCUUCACACCAUCUGCCAUUUCACUGUCUUCUGUAACAGCUGCAAUACUGCCUUUGCCGUCCUCUUCUUGUCCAAUGCUCUCAAGGAUGGGUCCAGUUGGAAUCGUGCUCUCAACUGCAGCCUUGGAGGCUUUGAUGUCAGAUAUGCGGCUGUGGGUGGCCCAACUCUCGACUCUUUUUCUGAAGGUCGACGACUCGUGAGGGGCAUCCAUGUAUCGGUCGAGGUAUAAGAUUUCAGGAAUUAGUACCGGGUUGCCAUUCUUGCUACCCAUAGACUGCGACCGUUGAAUGAGUACGUGCAGAACAGGGGGUAGCGUCUUGAUGGCUGUAUAUCGUGAAAGCUUGUCUUCUUCGAUGAUUUCCUGGUCGAAAUUUCGGCCUAGAGCUUCGUAUAGUGAGCAUGAACCUUUGGGAGCGGGAAAUGCUGUAAUAGACCGAUCAAAGCUAAUUUCCUUUUGAUAAGUGUUGUCAUCAAACUUCUUGGUGUAAUUGAUGGUGGUAACGAAGAAAGUUUUCAUGAUCUCUUCAAAUUGAAUACCAGUUGACUUGUCAACGGAUGAUGGGCGUAUAGCGGCUUGAAGACGAUUGAUGAUGCUGCCCAUUACCUCUUCUACAUCCUGCUGGUCGGUGCCAGAAGACCUUUUUUGGUGUUCCAGAGCAGUCAGCACCUUCUGGUCGACCGUUUCUGGCUCCUCGACAUCCGGCAUGUUGACAUCAGUAGACUCAAUAUCCUGGGAAGUGCCGUUCUUCGGGUUUUCGACAGCCUCGGGAAUCUCCAUAGGCCUAUCACUCGUUCGGCUGAUUUGAACGACAUCCUCAUCUUGUCCAACCUCCAUCACUGUAUCAAUUACCUGAUCUUCAGUGGUAGUUGGAGAGGUCUCCACUUUGUCAUAAGAGCGGUCAGAAUCCUCUUCGACAAGUGUCUGCGAGCUGACGGUGCUAGCUGUAUCAACUGGGUCGCGGCUGUCAUUGGCGGUUACAGUAAUCAUCUCCACAUCGUUGUUCUCCUUUGCUGGGGGUCCAGGGGGCGGUCGAGUAGGAAGCGGUGGCGGCUGAGACUCAGUUGUUGCUUCAGCAGAGCUCUUCGUUUCUUUGAGGAGUGUGCCGGUGGACAAAAGGACAGCAUUAGCUAGCCUCUGAGACGGACGCGUUGCUAUCUUAUC
Messenger RNA from Fusarium odoratissimum NRRL 54006, 3841 nucleotides. RefSeq names its product methylglutaconyl-CoA hydratase. Bases 76 to 1215 code for a protein of 379 amino acids. Gene Ontology annotation, cellular component: mitochondrion. Gene Ontology annotation, biological process: fatty acid beta-oxidation. Gene Ontology annotation, molecular function: enoyl-CoA hydratase activity. The transcript has 2 exons. The record is from RefSeq and is a predicted model, not a curated record. Lineage: Eukaryota; Fungi; Ascomycota; Sordariomycetes; Hypocreales; Nectriaceae.